Molecule: messenger RNA, 2475 nt
Organism: Dicrocoelium dendriticum
Lineage: Eukaryota; Metazoa; Platyhelminthes; Trematoda; Plagiorchiida; Dicrocoeliidae
Source: the annotation of a GenBank genome assembly
AUGAACUACCGCUUUGGCGUUGUAAUUCAUGGCGUUCUGUUUACCUUCUCUUCGCAUUUUGUUCUACUUCUCCUCCAGUUUGUGGAUGAUGAUGACUGGUCCAACGAUGAUUCUGACGAGUAUGACUCCGAUGAACUCACUUCUGAUUGGGACAGCGAGUGGGAGACAGUUUCCGAAACGUCUUCCGAGGAUGAAGACAAACCUUCAAAGGAGGACACGGAAACGCAGCCUGUGACACGCGCAGAAGUGGGUCAAGCUGACUCUCCAUACAAAGAAUCUGUCCGGCAAGCAGCCUCUCUAGUUUUGCAGGCAUACAAUCACACCGAGGCAGCACGUCAGCUGUUCUCCGAUCGUCGGACGUUUGUCUUCUGGGUGCUUCGUCGUUUUGUCGCCGUUCCCGAUGAGUUGGACACUGUUGUGGAUCAGCUUGGCACACUGCUCGCAGCCGCAGCGGUCUCUCCGGACUACACUAUCCCCUCCACCGUCUGCCCAAAUACACCCAAUGCGGUUGCGUCACAAUCAUCUAGUCAGUGUUUGUCACCAGCCAAGCCGUGGAGUCACGAAGAGGAAUCUGAAGCGAUCGCCGUAACUGACAAACUUCAGCUCACCCGGACUGUCAUCCAACAGGCAUAUCAUCUGUGUCACGAUUAUCGUCUGAAAAAAUUGUAUACCAAAUGUGAUCAUCGAGAACUGUUCUCCCAGAAAUAUGUGGAGGGUAUUCUGAAAUCCAUUGAAAUCGAUGCCAAUCUGGAUUUAUCACAUGGUCCUUCUGGUGUAGGUUCGCAACAAUCAGCCGAGGACAACCACAUGGGCGGCGACACAAAGGAUGACUCUGUAUUUGAGCAUUCUAUGCAUAAAUCCAGUUCAUCUCAUCUGGAUAUCGCCAACUUUUGCUCCAUUGUGCGAAACCAAUACGUUCUUGAUCCUGAAAUACUGGUGGCUCUUAGACUGAGUCUUAUGAAGGUCCUCAUUGUCCCCGACUCAAUGCACCCGUUCACCUCGACCGACGAGAACUGGCGUGGCCGGAUCCAUUACUGCACAAUCCAAUCGGACUCCGGGGUGGAUGAAGCCCAUCCGGCCUACAUGCUUGUCAGCUCGUCUCUAUUCGCCCAACUCACUCGUUACCUCAACGUUGUACAUAACCGACUUCUGGAACAGCUCUCGGAAUUUGGUACCCAAGCCUCUGCAUGGCUUGGGGAAAUGGCUCCAGAUUUGCUCUCUCCAGCCGAUAAAUCUGCGCACGACGAAUCAGCAGAGUUCGAUCAGUGUCCACUUGUCUCAGCACCUGCAUCGAUUGAACAAGAGCUUAGUAACGACAAGCAUCCUGACGACAAGGCGUUAAUGCGACGCGAUUCGCGUCGCGAGAGUCGGGCAAUGAUUACAGUGGAUUCCAUUCCAGAUGAAUACCGAGAAGGGCACGUCUGUCUAUCUCUCCUCGGCACUUGGAGCGGGAAGGGUCUAGAAAACUGGAACGCCGAGUCUUCCAAUCUGCUCCAAUUAGUUGUCUCUCUACAAGGCCUGAUCCUGAACUCCGAACCGUACUUCAAUGAGGCCGGAUUCGAGUUGUGCCGCGGCGCAGAGGGCACAUCCGAACGGAGUCGGGUGUACAACGAAUCCGUUGUGGCCACGCUUGUCCAGUCCAUGGUUAGUCUGCUAGCCAAUCCCGUGCCUGUAUUUGAGACACAGAUUGUGCAACACUGCAAACUCUUCGGAGAGGCCUACGUGUCUCUUUUGAACUUUUGGGCAACAUUGGACGAAUCGGAGUACGAACGUCGGAUUCGCUGUGGCAACAGCCGUCCUCCUCAGUCCAUCAAGCUGCCCGAGUUCCCAUUGGCUCCAGUUUCCAAAGGCUUCCAAAUAUCCGUUCGGCGACACAGUGAAGAAUUCUUACGUCUAGUCGUAGCCUUGACGCAAAGUGACGGAUGAACUCCGCGUUCAGCUUAAGCGCCCGCCCUCCCUUAUGCUCUUACUUCUUUGGCAGGCCAUCCAAGCAAUUUGUUUUUCUUUCCCACGAAAUUUUGGGAUAUUCUGGUUUUCCAUUAUGGGCAUUUCAUCAUCGUCGCACUGUGUACCCUAGCGAUUUGCAAUCGCUUCUAUUGGGCUUCUUACUUUUGAGAUACGGUAUUUAUUUUUCAUAUAAGAAAUAUUUCGUUUCCUUCGUGAACUCAUGAUCACGUUCUACAUGCGUUGUGUUUUCUUACUCUGUCGUUCUGAUAACGCUUCUGGGUUCCCAGAUGAACCCAUGUUCCCGCAUCUGCAUCUUGCUGUUACUUUUUAUUCAACUCUUCAGAUUGAGUUGAUCCCAACUUCUUGAUUUGUAGAAAUUUCAACUUUCAACUGGACUAGUUAUUUGUCGUGGAUCUGUGCUGUCUUCUCGUACCUUACUGAUAGGUAACCGCUGAUGAUACCUUUAUAUUUCUUAAGGUUGUACUUCGAGCAGAUUUCGUCAGUUAUACUAACUCCGUUCACUCUGUC